CAAUGGUUUCCAUGUCAGCGCAUAAACGCGCUCGCCAGGGGGAAGAGCUGCAGUGAGUGAGAGCGUGCUGAGGAGGGACGAAGCAACAGGAGAUGCUGGCGGCGCAGAGUGCGAGGGGCGCGCCGCGCCGGGGCCUCGUGGCCGGGCCAGACUUUGAGGUUUUCCGGCGACGCUAUUUCACGCCGGCGGAGGUGGCCCAACACAACCGGCCGGAGGACCUCUGGGUGUCUUACCUGGGACAUGUGUACGACCUGACGCAGUUGGCUCACGAGUACAAGGGAGACCUGCUGCUAAAACCCAUCAUAGAAGUCGCGGGCCAGGACAUCAGCCACUGGUUCGACCCGAAGACCAAAGACAUCCGCAAGCACAUAGACCCGCUGACCGGCACGCUGAGAUACCGCACCCCCCGGGGCCGCUUUCUGCACGUCCCGCCGCAGCUGCCCCGUUCCGACUGGGCCAAUGAUUUCGGGAAGCCCUGGUGGCGGGAGUCGCGUUAUGAGGUGGGGCGGCUGUCCGCCAAGACCCGGACCAUCCGCAUCGUUAACACGCUCACAUCGCAGGAGCACACGCUGGAGGUGGGGGCUCUGGAGUCAAUGUGGGAAAUCCUACACCGCUAUCUCCCCUAUAACGCACAUGCUGCCAGCUACACGUGGAAAUAUGAAGGGAAGAACUUGAACAUGAAUUAUACCCUGGAAGAGAACGGGAUCCGGAAUGAGGAAGAAGAAUUUGACUAUCUCAAGAUGGACGGUGCACUUUACACACCCGCGAUACUGCUCUACUUCAACGAUGACCUCACGGAAGUCUAGGGAGGGAGAUGUACACUCACGCAGACCUAAGACAUAUUUUGAGUUUGGCCGCUUCUGUGUCCUGUAGGAAAAAGCUGUGCAUGUGCUGGCGCUGGAUCCAGAGCUCCAUUCCGUUCUGGAAGCUGGCUGUGGCCCCGAUCUCUCUGAGGCACACAGUCCCCCAUUUCCCAGGCCCGCUAUGCUAUACUCUUAGAAAGUUGGGGAGCCUACUAGAAGCACAUGAACCGAUUCCUAGGAAUGAUCCAGAAGGUGCGGCAUCUCGGAUUAUGGAGAUGUAAAGGGGACGGGCAGAGCUCAGGCAGAACUUCCUGAUGGUCAGAGGAAGAGAAGUCCUCCACGGGGAUGAGGGAUGGACGGACUUUUGGGGGCAGUGAUGGAAAUGGAAUGAGCUGCAGGAAGAUAGGACUUUCCCAGACGGGAGCAGGAAGUGGUCAGUCACUGGCCAAACAAAACUGCCUUCUCUCCCUUCCAAAGAGUAGCUGGAGGUUAGAACCCAAAGGGAAGAAAGGAAGCGAACGGUUAGCAGCUGCUUCAGGCUGGCUCUUACGCUGUGUGCUUCGCGUGCCCUGUUUAAUGUGACUUCGUCAGUGGGACGCUAUCACCAUAAGGCUUCUGAAGCUCAGAAAGAUCCCCUCGCAUUUGGCUUUGUUAAGUGAUUGAUGAAUCCCGUGGCAUCCCGGGUCUAGCACGUGGAGGGGGGGUCCCUAAGCUCAGCGUGAUUUAGCAGCACGAAGGCACGCUAGUUAGUAGCCGGGACACAGGCUCGAGGGAGGACCUCACCGUCCGAGGCUCGCUGCACACAGGACCCUGGAGACCUACUGUGUGGUCAGCUGUCUUUCUGUGGGUUGUUGUUUUACUGCCUUUGGAAGGGAGUUAGCCAAGUUCUGCAGUGGGGGAGGGCGGAGGGGAGGCAGGGGGGAGGCUGUCACCUGAGCAGAAGCUAUUGAGGCUACUUCCUGGUUGAUCCCACAGCAAAAUUUUCUCCGGACUUUCCAGAGGCAGGGAGGGAGCUGUGUGCCGGCCCCAGGGAAAACUGGAGUGGGGGAAGGGCCAGGAGGGGGACAUAAAGGAGGCAAUCUUGGCGGUCGCGCCCCUUAGGGAAAGGAAGACUGGUGACCUUUUCAACAGUAGUGUGGAGAGAGGAGCUAAUGAGGUCAGAAAACCCGUGUAACCAAGGGACAACCAGCGUGGGGGGCGGGGAGGCAGAUGUGUCCUCUUCAACCUCAGCAGGGGUGCCGGGGCGGGGGUGCCAGGGCCCAGGCAGGGGGCCGCCGAGGCGUGUUCUGAGGGGCUGGCAGGAGAGGCAUGGCCACAGGCGGACACAGGUUCGGCCUCGGCCCCUUCUGAGCCCCCGUGAGACCGAGGGCUUCAUCCACUCACUAAGGCGAGAGGGCCGCUUAGUGUCUGGAUCUUUCUGAUGUUUGGGCCGCUCUGCGGUGACUUCACGUGCGUCUUGUUUGCUCAGUUAAACCAACACAAGUCGAGAACCUGAGCCAAGCAUGUGUCCAUGCGCCUGUGUCUCCGGGAGGGGCCCCCACCCGCCGCUCUGCCUCUGGCUCCUACCUCAGUGUCUCCUGCCGGGAACCCGCCCCUCUCCGUGCUCCCCGGACACUCUCCUAAGUGUCCCGGGAAUCCGUCCUCUCUCCGCUUCUGCCCCCACACACCAGCCGGCGUGCGCCCUGGAGACCAAACCGAGGCCUCUGACUUUCCUCCUCCAGAGUCUUCUGUGGCUUCCGGCUGCUUUGGGAAUAAAGCCCUCUAAGUCCAAAGACGCUGUGUAAACCGGCCUCUGCCCACCUUGCAGGUCUCACCUUGGUCCCCUGUGUCCCGGCUGUGCAGGCUGUCUCCCAGUCCAUGAAAUGUCUGUCCUGCCCGAGUGCUCGCACAUGCUGUUCCCUCUGCGUGCACACCCUUCCAUCUCCCACCCGCUGAAUCCCAAAUGGUUCUUCCUCGGGAGAGCUUCUCUGAUUUCUUGGUGUUGAAAGCGAGUCUCUCUGUUAGAUCAUUUCUGAGCACCACACACUUCAGAGUACCUAUUACAUCUAAAUUUUAAAAUCGAGGAUGCCCCUGGCCGGCUGGCAGCUAGAGAGCAGAGAUCACGUAUGUCCAUUCUGUUCGCCGACGUAUUCCCAGUGCUGGGCGCGCAGUUGC
Molecule: messenger RNA, 2957 nt
Organism: Hyaena hyaena (striped hyena)
Lineage: Eukaryota; Metazoa; Chordata; Mammalia; Carnivora; Hyaenidae
Product: cytochrome b5 domain-containing protein 1
Exons: 4
Coding region: 93-806 (237 amino acids)
Source: RefSeq, a predicted model, not a curated record